Folsomia candida is the source of this 4489-nucleotide messenger RNA. Its product is annotated as fibroblast growth factor 18. The record is from RefSeq and is a predicted model, not a curated record. Bases 2413 to 3555 code for a protein of 380 amino acids. Gene Ontology annotation, cellular component: cytoplasm. Gene Ontology annotation, molecular function: type 2 fibroblast growth factor receptor binding; type 1 fibroblast growth factor receptor binding; growth factor activity. NCBI's taxonomy places the organism in Eukaryota, Metazoa, Arthropoda, Collembola, Entomobryomorpha, Isotomidae. The transcript has 6 exons. Gene Ontology annotation, biological process: positive regulation of cell population proliferation; positive regulation of protein phosphorylation; regulation of cell migration.
CAACUACAAAAAUGACUUGCUCGCUUGUGUCCAGAAAAAAUGCAGAGUUCUCAGAUAUUGUUUUGGAUUUUGUUUAAUAAUGUUCUCCUGCUCGUAUGUACAAUCGGUGGACGAGGGAAGGCUGCAUUAUUAGAGGCACAGAUUAUUUUUACAUGUUGGUUGGUUUGUUGGUCGAGGAAUGAUCGAAUGAAGCACGGUGAGCGUCUCAUCUCGACCACUCUCGCUCCUCAGUUGUGUUUGCACCUUUGCACAGGUAACUAACUCUGCGUUCUACCUGAAAAUCAGACCCAAGUGAGACCUUAGUUCUUCCUCUUGAGAUAUAUGUUCACAAUAUACAUUUGAAUAAUAAUAAUAAUUCUGCUGCUCCAUUACUUGCGAGCCAAGUGUCAACCGUGUCCUUCCCCUGGUCAGUAUGGUGUGAAAAGGGACUGCACUCUGGAGAUUUACCAAUAAUAAUAAUACCCAACUCGUUCAUUUAUUUAUGAGACUAUUACUGAGUGACUGAUAUGCUUCUCUCAAAUGGUGUCGGUCUUGUCCGCUCUUGCCACAACCUUUACACCUUUACCUGAGAAUCAGUCGCAUUAUUAUCUUUAGGAGAUAGUUGACGAGGAAGGAAGGUGCGGUUUUGGUGGAAUAAGAAUAUUAUAACAUUUUUGGGAGUUGUGAAAAUUCAAGUGCUUAUUCUUCAUCCAAAAGGCGCAUUAUUUACAGUUGCGACUUGAACAUUGUCAUUGUCGUCGUCGUCGUUGUCGUCAACGGCCCCACCCCACGUAGCGUAUGAAGUGGUAUGAAUUUCAUACAGGAUUUUUGGACAGUUUGUUUUUGGCCAAAUUGUAAACUGAGCUGAAUAUAGUGGUCAGUGAGGCUGCCAACCUGGCGUCUUUCGCCAUUUAACUUUCGUCUACAUUUAAGAAGCGUGCUUUACACAGUUUCGUUUUGACUCUAAAAGUUUGGUCUGCUGCACUUUGUGAUUGUUUCAGAAAGAAAUGUGAAUAUGUGCCAGUUGUCCACGUUUAAUUACCCAGCGGUUUCAGCUCCUUUACUUUGUAUAAUGUAGAAUUAUUUGUUACAUCCUCUCUGAAAUGAGCCAGACUUACAACAAAAUACAUAACAAACUAUAACACAAUGGAGGAACUGAAGGCAAUUAAGAGCCGUGACCCUAAAAAUGCGUCCAACGGAAUAGUAGCAAUCCAUCCUGAUGAAUUUCUGGCCUUUCGUGAAAAUUUGGGAUUUUGCAACGCGUAAUCAUUCACCACUUCUCCGAGAAAUUCUCAAUCCCAUCAAAUUAUAUUGCAUAAUUCUACAUAAACUACCUAUUUAGAAGUAUCAAUAACACAAUAAAGUGGACACAGAUAAGUGAGCAGAUUGAUAACACGUAGUAGUACAUAUAUGCUAGCUACCUAUGCAUAUAUGUGUGCAUACCGCAUAUAUUUUUAACACACACGACGACGAGAGCUUACUCGUGGUGAGUGCGAAGUGCUGAAGUGAAGGGUUACAAUGAAUUGUUGAAUCAAAGCAUCCAAUUUCUCUCGAAUAAAGUUUGUACAAUAUAAACGAGCCGUGAAUGAGACGUGAUCAGUCAGUUAGUGUCGGUUUGCAUUCCGUGUCGGACAGGGACGCUUCAUACCGAUUAAUUGUUCCCACGUCCUGAGCUGGAUUUAUAUUUAUACGCUAAAUAUAUACACUAAUUUUGCACUUUUGUAUAGUAUGUGUCUGCAUGACUGACAAAAUCUUUCAAGGUAUCAAAGUCUUAGUAAUAUAUUGAUUAUGAAGCUCAGGGUCUCAAGAUAAAUUUGAAAUAAUUCAAAGAAAACCAGAUUUCGUGUCAACUCCAUCAAAGUUUAUCUGUCCACAUUUACAAUAAAUGACCUAGAACUGAAGAUAAAAUUAGACAAUAGUAUCCAGCCAAGUGUAAUUUGAUACUGUGCUCCGUCAAUUGGUGAAAUUGUGGCCUAAACAGAAAACAAAUAAGAAAUAACUUAACCAAUACAAACAAAUAACUAAAAGUGUAUCGAUCACUGGAAUUUUUAGUGAAACCGACUGAUUUAUGAGACAAAAAGACAACCUUUCACAAGUGCGAAUAAGAUCACGAUAAAUGAUUUUAGUUUUGAUGAUACAUCUACAAUUAGAGUGAAUGUAGAAGAGUGGGACAAGUUUAGCCUAGUGCUAAAAACAAGGGUGAUUUCGGAUAGGAUAUUCCCGAAUUUUCGGGAGUUAAGAUAAGUGACAAGGCCCACUGAAGCUGUGGUGCUGCGAAGGGAAAGCGGACGGUUAUCACACCGUUCCGCUUUUUCGUGGCUCUCACUAGCUUGGACUCAUGUCCUUACAAGCCCCACAUGAACACAAAUGCUGAAUUGUCACCUGAAGAAGGAUCGGAGUUGUUCCUCCCUCUCUGACCUUGAACUAUGAUGAAUGAUGAAAGCAGCACAUGUGGUUCGGAUAAGCAUUACUGGGCCCCGAACUAAAAUUGAGCGCUUCACAAGGUUUCUAUUGCUCUGUUUGCAUGUGAUAAUCCUCCUCAUGUCGAUGAACGUGAAAGGAAUGCCUUCUCUGAGUGAUUCCUCGCUGUCUCUGACGUCUCCGAUGCGGAUCAAGGCGUCGGCCAACAGUAACGAGCGGGCCUACCGUCUUUACAACCAGUGUGCCAAGAGGGAAAUUCUCAUCCAGGACAAUAACCGUGUCACAGCCACCGCUACCAAUUUCGACGAUAAAGGCGAUCUGGUUCUGGAGACGACGAUGACAAAGGACAAAGACUUGAGGAUCCGAAUCCGCGGACUCAUCUCAGGCAGAUAUCUCUGCUACAACCGCAGGGGACGCUUGGUCGCUAAGCCAAAGAAGAAAGCACGAGGGAAAAAAUGCGAGUUUCUGGAGGUGCCUGGUGAUCAUUCUUCUUGGAGCUACAUGUCAGCGUUCAACAAUGACUGGUUCAUGGGGUUUGACGAUAAAGGACGUCCUCUUCAACGCUCAGACCAUUUAACGAUGGCCAGACCAAAGUGCUUCCGAUUCGAUAAAAACGCUCACGUCGUGACUCCCGGAGUGGCGCAAAAUCAAUUCAAUGUAAACAAGCAUAACAGAAAGAUUGGUCAAAAUCAUCCUCAUCUAAGGCCCGACUAUUUCUCUAACCGAGGAAAACAAAGAACAAGUACCACGACCACCACCACAGAGCCAACCACACUUAUCACGACGCCUACGACGUCACUCACCACCACCACCACACCGACGACUACAACGACAGCGUUUACAACCACCACCGAGGUCAUCAUCACGUCAACGACAACACCGAUCCCCACCACCACUGCUACAGAGCCACCACCACCGUCCCCCACCACCACUACCCCCCCUUCAGACGAGACGCCAAUAAUGGUGCAAGGGUUAGACGUCCAAAAGCUGGAAGUGGACGACCAAUUGUUCAACCCAGAAACACAUCACCUUCUGAGACACCAUCACAACCAGGGAAAGUCUCACCACUCCCACCCUCGACAGAGGCAUUUAAAGAAAUCUCAACGCAACCGCAAAAUAAAAUCCACCACUUGGAUUUCCUCUUCUUUAGUUUAGCUUAGAGUUUAGAGAGACAGACUCACAAAUAUACAAACAAUGUUCAGCCCACCAAUUCACCGCUCAUUUAAAUGUCCACUGUCAUAUUAUAACGAUGAUAAAGACUUGAUUGCGCAGUGAACGCUAGUUUUUAAGAGUAACACUGCCUAGCUAAUUAUUUUAUAGCGUCUGUACAGAAACCUAACAUUUUUCAGAGUAUGUAGAAGAAGACGACAUGCACAGUCAUCACUUGAACCUAUUUCAUUCGAGUUUUUUAAUUGUCAAAAUUUGUUGCAUUUCCCCAAUCUGCAUAAAGCUUUGUUUUUUUUUGAUGAUUUUUCUAAAUAUCCGGUGACUUAUUUUUUUCUUCUUCUGUUUCAUCAGCAAGAACAGUUCGUAUGUACUCUUUUUUUUUAAUAAAUCAGUAUUUUGUUGUUCGCAAUAGUAUUUGUACUUGAGUAGGACCAGAGUUUAUGUAAUGGCAGGAAUAUGCACCCAUUGGUGUAACCAAAUAGACAAUUAUACUACUGGUAUUUUCUCAUUAUGUGUCAAAUUAGUAACUUUUCUUUCCUCUUCUACAUACCAACCAGCGAACAACAACUUUUAGAUUUUGUCAGAUAAUGUAAGCAUUUUAUUUAACUGGAUUUGAUUAAUAGGAUGUUAAAUCCAAAUUCGGUAGCUUUAUUAUGUUCAUAAUUUUGGGGGAGAACAUUAUUUUGUAAGUAAAUGUCUAAUAUGUCACAAAAUUGUAAGUAAGAAUAAUAAUAUUCCUUUAAGGACGACACAUGUGUUCAACGUUACUCCACAACGAAGGAACAGUGGAGUUUCAAAAGUGGCAUAAUACGAGUAUACAAUAAAAACCCACAGUAAUAAUAAAAGAGUUUUACAUUUGACCCUAAUUCAUGAUUAUUAAUAUUUUGGAUAAAUAAACUCAAUACAAAUAUUUAAAUACAUA